This is a messenger RNA of Ilex paraguariensis (yerba mate), 2024 nucleotides long. The record is from the annotation of a GenBank genome assembly. Lineage: Eukaryota; Viridiplantae; Streptophyta; Magnoliopsida; Aquifoliales; Aquifoliaceae.
UGGUGUAAUUGUCAUAUAUACUCUCUGAUUGGAUUAUUUGUUAAUUUUUUCUUUUUUUGCAUGUAUGCAGGAUGUUUUUGGAGCUGUUCCUGGUGACACGGAUUACAGAAUAUUUGCCAAUGAUUAUGGCAACAUUCCAGGGCUGGAUAUUAUAUUUCUCCUUGGGGGUUAUUUUUAUCAUACAUCCUCCGAUACUGUGGAAAGACUAUUGUAUGCAUUACAAAUGCCAUUUUGACCAGGAAGUAUCCAAGCACGUGGGGACAAUUUGUUUGGUGUAGUUAAAGCACUCUCCAAUUCUUCUAAGCUACGAAAUGCCCACGACCGAGAGUCUCUUAGAGACACUGCUGUUGGAUCUGAAGAUGAGCGGGCUGUUUUCUUUGAUUACUUGUCAUGGUUCUUGAUAUUCUAUUCAAGAAGGCAAGCAAUGAUACUUCAUAGUAUUCCUUUUGCUCUCUACUUUCUUAUGCCUUUUUUUCUGCGCCUCCCAAAUAGCGGAGUAUGGUCUUCCUUCAUGACCUUCUGGGACUUUUUCAAAGGAAUGAUUUUGCAUGCUAUUGGGAUUAUACUUGCCAUUAUUUUUCCAGUUAUCUUUAGCAUCCUGCGGCUGCUAUUCUCUGGUCAUUCAAUGCACUGGUUUGCUAAUCCAUACUUAGCUUUUAUGAUGUUCAUACCCUGUUCACUUGCUGGUCUGUUGAUUCCAAGGAUUGUUUGGCGAUGCUUUCCUCUCUCUCAGGAUGUUUCUGUUCUCAAAUCAUCAAAAGAGCAACUAGCAGAUGAAGCAAGGUUUUGGGGAGCAUUUGGGCUGUAUGCUCUAUUGACGCUGGCUUAUCUUUUAGCUGGGUUGAAUGGAGGUUUCUUGACUUUUUGGUCAGCAGCCUUUAUGCUUCCUGCAUGGAUCUCAUUCUGCGUAUCAAUUAAAUCCUUUGGUCACAAAUCACUCAGGUCUACGGCAUGUUAUGUGGUACCCCUUAUACCUUUCCUUAUCUACUCUGUUUACUUUGGUGGGUUAAUGGCCCAGUUCUUGAUCGAGAAAAUGGGCAUGAUGGGCUCACUACCACCGCCUUAUGGGUAUUUCAUUCCUGAUGCUGUAGUGGCAGCAACUAUUGGAAUUGUGACCGGUUGGUGUACAGGACCUCUUAUACCAGUUGCUGGCCAUUGGUUAGCCAGGUCAUCUAUAAUGCAAUUCUUGCUGCAUAUUAGUGUGCUUGCCUUGGCUAUAUCAUCCCAGUUCUUUCCAUACAGCACAGAUGCACCUAAAAGGGUUGUUUUCCAGCAUACAGUUCUGACUGCAGAUGCAGCUCAAGUUGUGGGCUCCAGUUAUGAUUUAUCUGUAGUUGACUCCAACUCCCUACUUUUUCUUUUCAAACAUGCUCCAGAAGUGUCAAAGGAACUACACAUUGGUUCAGAGUUAUUGUUUGACACCAUCAGUCAGUCUCGCCAAGAGAGUUGGGUGGGAAUUUUUCCAGUAUCUUUCUUGUUUUCAAGAAGCUUAAAAUUCCCCGCAGACAAUGAUGAUAUCUUGAAGCAAUAUCGAUACUUCCCUCAUUUAUCGUCUUAUAAGCCCCAAAUCAUUUACAGUGGGGGAUCUCGGAGAGUUUACUUGGAGUUUUCGUUGGGUUCUUCAAAGGAGGUUUGGGUUGCAGUCCUUAAUAUUACUGGUCCCUUAUCCAAUUGGUCUCUUGCAAGCAAUAUACUUCCAGGUCCAGAAAGUCUUGAUGGUGGUCCACCCUCAUACAUAUGUAGGUUUAGUGGAGUAGCCCAGGAGAACUGGACGUUCUGGCUGGAGGCCAGCAGUUCUGAAGCUUUACAAGUUGAAGUUGCUGUAGUAGACCAAUAUUUAGUGGAGCCGGCAAAGAAGUUGAAAAGUCUUUUUCCUAAUUGGGUGGAUGUCACUGCUUAUACAAGUUUUCUGUCAAGUUAUAUCUUCUAGUUUACCUUUCCCUGUUUUGUAAGGCUAUGAUUCUACGAGGUACCCCGAAAUGUUCUGGAAAUACUCUGUUGAUUUUAAAUUUAUUAGUUAAAGC